This is a messenger RNA of Zophobas morio, 5111 nucleotides long. RefSeq lists its product as uncharacterized. NCBI's taxonomy places the organism in Eukaryota, Metazoa, Arthropoda, Insecta, Coleoptera, Tenebrionidae. The transcript has 9 exons. The coding region runs from base 1882 to 4962 and encodes 1026 amino acids. The record is from RefSeq and is a predicted model, not a curated record.
GAAAUUUGUAAUAUCUCAUUAAAAAGUAUUUUGAAAAAACUACGAAUAGGUAAUAAUAAAAAAAUUAGAAUACUCUGAAAGUGAGGGAAACUCUGGACAUGCACAUUUAGAAAAGCAGCGAUAUAGAACAAAAAAAUAACAAAAAUGAUAAGUACAUAUCAGCAUUUUUUUAAUUUUGUAAUUAUUGGAUAUAUUCUUCCCAUUAACAGAAGAUAAAAAGUACAGUAACGUAUUGUUUACGUGAAAUUUAGAAAUAGUAAGUUCAACAUGCAUGUUUUGAUUUCAUUUUAAAAUAAUUCACUUACAAUUUUAUGUUAUACAAAGUGUCAAACGAUAACACAAGCUGCAUUAUCACGUCAAAACAAACCAACAAUUAUUAAGAAGUUGGGGCCAUAGUUUGCUCCAAUCCGAAUUAAAAUACGCUUUUGAGGAUCUAUUAACGCAGGGUCAGAAAGAGUACUAACGGCAAAAUUGGCAAGGUCGAUAACAGCACAUUUGCGACCCCAACUUCUUAAGGAUGAUUUCUUGCUUGAUUUGAAGUGAUACAGCUUGCGUUAACGUUUGGCAAUUCAAACCUGCCAUCCUGUAUAAAAGUAAAAAAUACGCAACUCCUAAAAAAACGGUGUAUAUUCAAAUUGUUCCCUGAAAACAGUUUUUAAUUAAUCUCUUUGAAGUCACAAUUUUUCAACACUAGAUUAUAUUUUGAUUAAAGUGCAACACUUCAAGUCAAAGUUUCAGUAUUUAUUUUUGUCGUAGUUAUUGUACGAAAUUCUCGAAGGGGGAAUGUAAAGAUCCGAUGUGCAAUUUAAAGCAUCCCUAUAAGUUCUGUCGGGACUUUCAAAUGGAGAGAUGUCAUAGAGAGUACUGUCGAUACCUUCAUGUGUCCUCAAAAGAUGAAAUCCAGUACAGAGAAACGCUAUAUCAAAGCGACACCAUGAGGUACGAGACGUUGAGAACAUUACAAAUUUCGGGCAUUUGUCAAGAAUUUAAACAAUUCGGCAACUGUAAAUACGGAAGCAAAUGCAAAUUUACUCAUAGGACAAUAGAGGAACAAGAAAAUGAUAAGUUUAUUUGUCCAGUCUGUUUCUCCGAAAUAAGCAUGACCUCUUGGUGCAUUUUGAACCCUUGUAUGCAUAGUACUUGCGAAGGUUGUUUAAGAGAAUUGAUUGCACGUGAUAUGCCUCAAUGCCCUGUAUGCAGAGGCCAAAUAGAGGAGGGAAGUUGUCCACUUUCUUUUAUUGAAUUUUAACACCCACUCCCUGCAGAGAGUUCUUAAUGAAGAGAUGUAGAAGGGUUCAGUGCAAAUACCGCCAUGAAUUUAUUAUAUGUAACAAGAUCCAAUGUUUGGGCAGUUUAAAGUGCAUCAUGGUACAUAAUUUAACUCCGCAGGAAAUAGAGCAGGUUGAAAGUGAGGAGAUGCCUUUUUCACAAAAUAUUAAUAUCGAACUGCGUCGGCUAGCCUAUGUUAUAACAAAUAGUUAUAAAGCAGAUAUCCAGAAUCAUAUGUGUACAAGGGAGCUCACAAGAACAGAAACUUGUAUAAGAAAAACAUGUGUAGUCUGUAAGCCUCAAGAAAACUAUCCGUUGCCCCUCAUGAGAAAAAUUGUAUGCCACUCCUGUAGAUUGCCAUUGUUGCCCAGUAAGUCUUUCUACUUAGUCACAUGCGGGCAUGUUAUUUGUGAACAAUGCUUAUCUCAUGCCAGAGUGGUGGUCUUAGAAGAGGACGACACAGUUUUAUAUUUCUGCCCUGAUCCCUUGUGCGCUUCAAUGACUGAAGUCAAAAGAUUGCAUUGAAAAAAAAAACGUCUUACCCAUCACCUGACAUAUUCAGAGGGAACUCCUAAAAUCUUUCAAAUAUGGCAUAAAACACUCAAAAAAAGGAUGCUGGACAAUGUUAUAAUGAGUAGUUCAGAUCUGAAUGUUUUGAAAUUGGCAAAACAACAUUUAGAGGACACAGAAUGUUGGCAAGUUGAUUUGGUGCGACCAAUAGAAGAGAUCGUUUUUGAAUACGUACCCUGCAGCCGAUACGAGAUAAGUGACAGCGACGAAGAACCUUUCCAAAGUAAUGCUACCGACGAAGAAUAUGAGCCAACUUCUGAAGUGUCAGAAGAAAGCGAUGAAAAUGGCGAAACAUCUGAGCACACGAAGUCUCAGUUACAGACUUGCAAGAAAAGAUUGUUUGAAGGAGAAGGACAAAGUUCAAGUAGUUCUUCAAUGCCCACUACCUCGAACCGCAAUGAAGACUUUGACUUGAUGUUUACGCCAUUGGUUUCGCCUGUUGAAGAAUCAAACUGCAGGAUUUCCGCUCAUUUGACCAUUUAUAUAAAGAAAUGUUUCGUUUCAGUGAAGAUACACACCGUUUUACAUGAAGGGCAUUACGUUUGUGAUGCUUGCAGUGGAGAUGACAAUACCAUCAGCGGAUUUUUGUAUUCUGGUUUGCCCGCGACAGACCAUAAAUGUAAUAAACUUUCCGACAAAAACAGAACACUUGUGCUGCUGUCUAGAAAUUUUGGCGAACGUGAAAUCCAAGUGAAAGUUCGUUACUGUCUCCCCGUCGGAAAAUUAAUAGGGGAGGAACUGCCGAUUGAAGAGGAACGUAAGUUCAUAACACCGUUAAUUAUGGAUUGUGGUUCUUCUGCCCUAGUAAACCCAUUAACGUCAAAAACCAAAGGAAAACGCCAUUGUUGUUAUUUCUGUGAACAGUUUUUUGUUGAAAUGUCUUCACAUAUUCUUCGAAAACACAAAGAUCAGGAAGAAGUGAAAAAUAUUAUGACUAUGAAAGCUAAUAGUGUGGAACGGAAUGCUGCGUUACGAGAGAUCAGGCGAAAGGGUGAUUAUAAUUUUAACAAAAAUGCCACCUGUGAGGAAAAAAUUGCUAUAAGGAGAGUAGUGACAGGACAAGCCUCCAAUUUAAUUACUUGCCCAAAUUGUUUUGGUGAAAUAAUGACCAGAAACUUUGCUCGACAUGAACGCAAAUGUACUGGACGGCCACCAAAUAGAAGAAAUGUGCUUAAAGAAGCUCGCUUUAAGAUUAUCCAGAAGGAAUUUACAGCGAAUUCUUUCAGUCAGAAACUUUUUCUCGCUUUCUUAGAGCCUGUUCAAGUUGGGCUAAUUCUACACGAGAUAUUAGAAGAUAAAUGUUUGAAACUUGUUGCUGAAAGAUAUUCCUUAAUGCAUCGUGGUUCAUACAGCGCAUUAAAGAACGAUCGCCAACAUUUGCGUAGAAUGGCACGAUUGAUUUUAGAUGUUAAAGACAUAAACCCCUCCAUUCUGGAUUUUGAAGAUCUGAUACUCUAUGGAGGUUAUGAUGCCUUACUAGAGGGAGUUUUCAAUUUGUGUUCACUUGACAAGGAAACAGGCGAGUUUGGAAAGCCAAGUCUGGCAAAAGCUUUACGAUCGAGUAUUACAUUUCUUUUAGACGCACUUAACGUUGAUUAUUUAACUCAUAAUCUUCCCACACAAUGUGAAGAGCGUGGCCGUUUCGACAAUUUCAAAACUCUCCAUGAUAAAAACUAUGGAAUCUAUGUUGGCAGGUCAGCUGGUCGAACCAGCUUGCAAAGAAAAGCAGCCAAAUUACAUAAUUUACCAAAGGCAAAGGACGUUAAAUUAUUUUCCACAUUGAUAGUUUCUGAAGCGGAGCAGGCGUAUCAACGGUUACAGGACGGUUUCGAUUUCGACACAUGGCUAAAAUUAGGAAAGGCUGCGUUGGCAAGAGUUAUUGUGUACAAUAGACGUAGAGUCAGUGAAGUUGCAAGUAUGUCGUUGGAAUUGUAUAACAAAAAAAUCGAACUUGAUGAUGAAAUACUUCAAUCCCUUCCAAUGUAUCAACGGGAGUUAGCGAAUAAAUACAAAGUUAUGACUUUGAUUGGAAAGCGUCUACAUAUAUUACAUGUGCUGUUGGACGAAAAUCAAUGCAGGUAUCUAGAUAUGUUUCUCCAAUAUCGAAAAGAAGCUGGUGUUCCCUAUUCAAACAAUUACCUUUUUGGUAUACCUACGAGAGCGAUGUUUAUCGAUGCUUCAGUUGUUUUAAGAGAUUACUCAGAGAAAUGUGGUGCUGAAGAACCGCAUCUUUUACGUUCCGCUUAUUUAAGAAAACAAGUCGCAACCCUUUCCCAAUUGUUAACAAUGAAUGACAAUGAAAUCGGUCAGAUUGCAAAAUUGAUGGGUCAUAGUCAGAAAGUCCAUGAACAAGUAUAUCGACAAGACGAACUUUUAUUUCAACUAACAGGGUGGGCAAAAUUUUUGACUAUCGUAGAUGGAGAAGAACUCUUUUCAUACAGAGGUAAAAGUCUCGACGAAAUACUCACUAUUGCACAAGAUUUACCAGUACCUGAAGAGGAUCCGGCGUUAGACGAUCAUAUUACCUCUGAAGAAUUAUUAGGAGACAAUCUCAGUUUGGAUUCGUUUGAAACUACCUGUUCAACAGAAAGUACAAUCAACAGAAUGGAAACGAACCUCAUGCAGGAGGUAUCAACAGACACUCAAGUCUCACAAUCAGGUGUGAUAGAAUGUUAUACUACAGACAAUAUUACUGAAGUGCCUUCGGAUCGUCGAAAGUGUGACAAAGUUACACAUACUACACAAGAAGCGCUUUCUGAAAAAGUAGGGGCGAGAGCCAGUACUGAAGACCGGAGGAUUGAAACACCAAAGAAAAAAAUAUCGAGUCACAGGGGAACUUUGAACACGAAGUCACCAAAAUCGCAGAAAUCACCAAGAAAAACGACAAUCGCGGAGAUAAAGCAGAAAUUGCAAAUAACUCCUGUAAAGAGAAGAGGAAAGAAACCAUUCACCUCAGAGCAAAUGUCUUUAAUGCAGAGACAUUUUUCGCAAUACAUAUCCAGGGGUCAUUUGGCACCACCGAAGCUGUGUGCAGAAUUUGUUGAAACGAACCAGCUCUUCUCUGAUCGCAGUGGUCGAGACGUGUACAACUGGAUCCAGUAUCAGAGAACUAAGCGAAGAUGAAACUAGUGGAUCAGCUGUCUCUUUUGUUUUUUUUUUUGUUUUGUUUACAAGUUGUGAUAAUUUUUGAUAUUUUUGUAAUUUUAAACACUGACUUUACAUGUUAAUAUUGUAUUAAAUUUUAUAAUAUAAUAAAAAAUGUCUUAAAUUCA